AUGGUUCGUCACAAAAAGGACUUUGCCCAGCGCGGCAAGCGAGGUGGCGGUCGCGGCGGCGGUCGCGGCGGCGGUCGCGGUGGCGGAGGACCCCGUCACCAACCACGCGACAACGACGACGACAGCUACCGCGGUGCACCGCCGGCCUUCAAAGCCGCAUGCUGGGAUCUGGGACACUGCGACCCGCGACGGUGCUCUGGAAAGAAGCUGAUGAAGCUUGGGCUGAUGCGCGACCUGCACCUGGGCCAGCGGCACAACGGCGUCAUCAUCACGCCCAACGGGAAGCACGUGGUGUCCCCCGCGGACCGCGAGCUGAUGGACAGCUACGGCGCCGCCGUGGUCGAGUGCUCGUGGGCGCGCACGGCCGAAGUCCAGUGGAACAAGGUGGGCGGCAAGUGCGAGAGGCUGCUCCCGUACCUGGUGGCGGCCAACACCGUCAACUACGGGAAGCCGUGGCGGCUGAACUGCGUCGAGGCCCUGGCCGCGUCCUUCUUCAUCUGCGGCCACGCCGACUGGGCCGAGCAGAUCCUCGCGCCCUUCUCCUACGGCAGCGCCUUCCUGGAGAUCAACUCUAGUCUGCUCAGGAAGUAUGCCGCCUGCACCGACGAGGCCGACGUCAAGCGCACUGAGCAGGAGUGGAUGGAUCGUCUGGAACGCGAGUACGCCGAGAGCAGGGACGUCAAUGACCUGGAUAGCAUGUGGACUACCGGCAACACCAACCACCGACCGCCAGAGUCCUCCUCGGACGACGACGACGAGGGCGACGACGACGACGACGACGACGACGACAAUAGUGAAAAGGCUAGUGUCGAUGGUAUAUACCUGGGUAGAAGCCCCAAGCCGGGCGAGAAGGUCACAGAGGAGGAAGAGGAGGAAAAGGACGGGUACGCCCUGUCGGAUGACAGUGAUGAGGACGACGGUGCCAUGGAGGAGAUCCGUCGCAAGGUCCUCGCCUCCAAGACCUUUGCCAACCCCACCGACGACAGGGACAGGAAGAAGCCGGAGACGAUAUCCAAACCCCAGCAACGCUUCCACACCGACUUCGAUGCCCGUCCGGACUCGGACAACGACGACGACGAUGACGACGACGACGACGACGAUGACGACGACGACGACGACGGUGAUGACGAGUUCGACAAAAUCAUCGAUGCUACCCCCGUCACCGACAAGAUUGGCUUGUCCAAGUUGGAAAAGGAGCGUCAGAGGGCCGUCAUCACCACAAGGACAUUUACGUCCGGCUCCGUGUCUGCGCCGGGGAGGUGGUGA
Molecule: messenger RNA, 1266 nt
Organism: Geosmithia morbida
Lineage: Eukaryota; Fungi; Ascomycota; Sordariomycetes; Hypocreales; Bionectriaceae
Product: pre-rRNA-processing protein TSR3
Exons: 1
Coding region: 1-1266 (421 amino acids)
Biological process (GO): maturation of SSU-rRNA
Molecular function (GO): rRNA small subunit aminocarboxypropyltransferase activity
Source: RefSeq, a predicted model, not a curated record